This is a messenger RNA of Sinocyclocheilus grahami, 2728 nucleotides long. It is a transcript of the gene aste1b, whose product is annotated as asteroid homolog 1b. The record is from RefSeq and is a predicted model, not a curated record. NCBI's taxonomy places the organism in Eukaryota, Metazoa, Chordata, Actinopteri, Cypriniformes, Cyprinidae. The transcript has 5 exons. Bases 87 to 2216 code for a protein of 709 amino acids.
UAACGAACCACGAGGUGGAUCUAGAGGAAGUUAAUACAUCGCAUAUGACAACAUACUAGUGAGUAAAACAACAUUUCUGUGGCAUCAUGGGGGUUCACGGACUUACAAGUUUUGUGGAAGGAAAUUGUCAGUUCUUCACAGAUAUGAGACUGCGAGACUGCCGCCUAGUGAUUGAUGGGUGUAGUUUGUAUUUUCGAUUAUAUUUCAACUCUGGGUUGGAUCAAGCACGGGGGGGAGACUACGAGACGUUUGUGGUGUUGGUUCGACAGUUUUUUGCAGCACUAUCAGAAUGUGCUGUGCAGCCAUUUGUUGUGUUAGAUGGCGGAAUGGACCAGACGGACAAGAAGUUCAAGACACUACAGGAAAGGGCCCAAAGCAAAAUCCGAGAGGCUCACGCUCUUUCCCGAGGAUCUCACGGUUCUGUUCUCCCUCUGCUUGCACGUGAAGUCUUCAUACAGGCCCUUUCAGAGCUUGGCGUACCUUUAGUUCAAUGUAUUUCCGAAGCUGAUUUUGAAAUAGCCUCUCUUGCGAAACACUGGGGAUGUCCAGUUCUGACCAACGACAGUGACUUCUACAUCUUCGACCUCAAAGGUGGCUAUCUACCUUUUUCAUUCUUCCAAUGGAAUAACGUCAGUGGUAAGGCCACGGAACGCUACAUCCCUGCGCGCAAUUUCACAGUGAACCGCUUCUGCUCGCAUUUCAACCACAUGAACAAGCAGCUCCUCCCUCUAUUUGCUGUUGUCAUCGGGAAUGACUACACACCUGCUAAAAUAACUGAGAUUUUCUUCAGCCGUGUGGACCUCGAAAGAGUACCUUCCGGUCGGAAGUAUGGACGUAGUUCCAGUCCUCGAAUCGAGGGCUUUUUGCUCUGGCUGUCUCAGUUUACCAGCCCAGUAGAUGCUCUGGAGGAUGUCCUGGAGAUUUUGGGUGAACAACGGAAAGGAAACUUGCGUAUGCAGCUCUCCGCAGGAAUGCAGGACUACCAGCUUCCUCAGAGAAGCAGUUUGGCUCAGUACUUCUCAAGUCCCCAACCAGCACUUCCAGAUGCCCAGGGACUCCCAGCAGCACUGGUUUCUCAACCCGAAUGGCUUUUAAGGAUGGUUGCAUCAGGUAAGCUGUCAUCGUUUGUCUUGGAUGUGCUUGUACACCAGAAGGUUCUGUUAGUUGCGCAGGUGGAGAAUAGUAACCUGCCCAGCAGUCAUACAACCUCAUUGAGUAUCCGAAAGACUAUCUACAGCCUCCUGCUUGAAAAGGCAAGACAGGAUAUUCAGACGCCACAGGGAGUCAGCCAGAGAGGAAGAGGAAGACAAUCUCAGGGUAAAGGAGGACAACAGUGUGGCAUCCCAUGUGUUGAUGAAUAUGACAGACAAGAACUGAAUCUUAAGAAAAACACAUUGGAGGCUCACCGACCCAGCUGUGUGCCACAGCUUGAUCUCGCAGCAAUUGACAAGGCGCCUAUACAAAUGAGGCUGCAAGUGUUGUUGGGAACACUUGGUGUGAUGGACCACGUUUUACAGCCAUUACCCCCUCACCUUUGCCUUCCAGUGUGUGUGACGUAUUUCUGGAUGAAUAACUGUAAACCAAAGCCCAGUCAGCCUCUACUGCAGGCCAUAUUGUUGGGACUGGUGUACGGGGAACUCAGCUGGAGAAGGGCCCAUCCUGAUGACCCACUAUUUGGCAGCAAACCUUCUGCUUCUAUAUGUCAGCGAUUAUCUCAUCUGAGGGUCAAUCCAGGACAAAGGAGGGGCCUAGAUCUGGGUGUGGCCCAUUUGCUCAGCCAAUGGCAGUCCUGUAUGUGGGUGGCGAUGUUCCUGAACCAGUUACUGUGUUUCCCGUUACCUGAACUUCAAUGUGCCUGGGUUUUCAGUGGUACUCUGCUGCAUGGUCUUGAGGCUGCCAUAAGAGGGGGUCACCAGUGUGAGGCUCUGCUUGCAGGGGACGCUGUUACUUGGCAGCUCUACUCCAUCCUGCUAGAGGCAUUGACAGGUCCUGCAGUAUCAGCAACAGCAAGCAGGGGUCGAGGAGAGGGGCAGAGACAGGCUCAGCAAAGAGGGAGGGGCCAGGGGGGGAGAGGACGGGGCAAUGAAGGGAGAGGGAGGUGCAAUAGGGGAGGAAAGAGGGGCAACAGUAGCAGAGGAACGACGUCUUCAGACAGUGCUGUGGACAACAGGUUUGCACUGUUGACCUUUGAUGACUCUCAGCAGUGGUGGCCUUGAAAUGGCAGCAGGAAAUGAAAGAUUAGAUUUGAAAGGUUAGUUCAGGAGAGGAGAAUAAAGAAUUUCAGAGAUAGUUAUGUUUUUAACUAUGUUCUUAUGUGGCCUUUCACUUUAUAAAAGCAUGAUGUGGCUGAGGAUGUGCCACUUCUCAGAUUAGAGUAUCUUUUACCGACUUCAUUUCAGGAAACACAAAUUGUUUUGUUUACUAUGAAAAUGUUUUACUAUGAGAGCUGUUACGUAUGCACUAGGUUAAUAUGCACUGAAUCUAUUUUGCAGCUACAUCAUGAAAAUGGUCUGUUUAAUGUAGACUUUUAUACUAUUUAAUUGAAUGAACUUUUAUGAAAAAGAAUGUAGAAUUCGUAUAUUAUCUUGGGACCAAUAUUCUGUUGCUCCACUCCCUUUUUAUAAAAUAUUUAAUUGUGUGUAGUGUAAUUUGCUAAUAUCAUGUUUUUAAUAGGAUCUGAUUCCUCCCCCUAAUUAGGUAAAGCUUAAAGGGGUCAUAUGAUGCUUUU